CUUAUGUUUUGGUGUUGUGAACUUAAUUAGUUUUAUUAUUAUUUUCAGUAGUCAUGUCCACUGAAAAUUCAUCUAUUCCUCAAAAUACAUACACCUCAAGUAAUGCAGUUGGUGAAAAUAUUGAAACAAAUAUUGAGGUGAAUGAACAAGCUGGAGCAUUUGAAAAAAUAGGAUUACAUUCCAAUGACCAUGAUACACAACAAAAUGAAGAAACAGUUAGCCAACAAGAUUUUCAAACAAACAAGAGAAAAAAGACAUCAUGUGUGUGGGAUGAUUUUACAGUUAUUGAGCCAGAUGGAAUAAAGAAGGCAAAAUGUAACCAUUGUCAUCAACAAUUCACAUUAACUAAAUCGGGCACCACAAGUAGCUUGAAGAGGCAUCAAGCUAAAUGUGUUACAAGAAAGACAAAUUUGAAGAUGAUUGAUCAACAAAUGAAGUUAAAUUUUUUGCCAAGUGAGGGAGUUUCAUCUUCCAUUCCUCCAUUACAUCCUGGAAAGUUUGACAUGGAAUUAAUGAGGGAGUCUGCUACUCAUUGGAUCAUGAUGCAUGAACAUCCAUUUACCAUUUUAGAAGAAGUGGGAUUCAACAUUAUGAUGAAACGAGGUAUGCCCGAGUGGAAAAAAAUUAAUAGAAACACAAGCAAGGCAGAUUGUUUGAAAGUUUAUGAGCUUGAAAAGAAGAAGUUGAAGAACAGUCUUGAAUGCAUUAGUAAAGUAAGUUUGACAACAGAUUGUUGGAAAUCAAAAAAUCAAAAGAUUGAGUACAUGGUUGUCACUGGCCAUUGGAUUGAUUCUUCGUGGAGAUUGCAAAAGAGAGUUUUAAGCUUCAUCAACAUUCCACCACCGAGGGGAGUGGGGCAUUGA
Molecule: messenger RNA, 863 nt
Organism: Ipomoea triloba (trilobed morning glory)
Lineage: Eukaryota; Viridiplantae; Streptophyta; Magnoliopsida; Solanales; Convolvulaceae
Product: zinc finger BED domain-containing protein DAYSLEEPER-like
Exons: 3
Coding region: 54-863 (269 amino acids)
Molecular function (GO): DNA binding
Source: RefSeq, a predicted model, not a curated record